Molecule: messenger RNA, 1164 nt
Organism: Drosophila nasuta
Lineage: Eukaryota; Metazoa; Arthropoda; Insecta; Diptera; Drosophilidae
Exons: 2
Coding region: 263-814 (183 amino acids)
Source: RefSeq, a predicted model, not a curated record
GCAUGUUAUUUGAAAUUAAUCAAGUUGAUACUUUGAUACUUUUAUUGAUAAUUAAUUCAGAUAAGCGGGCAAAGCGACUUAAACUACACAACAACAACAUUAACAUUAACAGCAACAGCAGUCGCAGUCGCAACAACAAGUUUAAUGAAGAACUUGCCGCCAACGUUGCUGCGCCGCUGUGGCUCUAAAGUUGAAACCAGUUUGUUGGCCAAGUGAAUGCGGGUGUCACUUAACUCAUAAAUCUUGUGCGACCACAGACCAAAUGGCCUUGAAGCCUCGCACAUGCUCCAGCCCAUGUCAGAGCAGAGUUGAGUCGAGCAGAGCAGAGCAGAGCAAAAGCAGUGCGAACUCUGAGUGUCAGAAGCAGAGGCAGAGGCAGAGGCAGAGGCAGAGGCAGAGGCUUGGGCUUCUUUACAGAUGCCGCUCUCGUGUUGUCCUGCUGACAAAAGCGUUUCACUGGAAUUUCGCCGUGCUUCAUUUCACAUCAAAAAGCCUCAACCUUAAAGUCCAACGACCAUCGCCCCAUAAUUUGCUGCAUUCCGCCCCAUUCAUCAGCUGCGAUUGCGAAAGGAUUCGAUUUGAGUCUGAUUGUUGCGUGGGCUCUGUGACUAAUCAGCUGGGAUUUGUGCAAUCGACGUCUGCGUCUGCCACUAUCAAUGUCUGUCAAUUAAACUGGCCAGCCAGCACAACACAUGUCUCACAUGUCACAACAGCUUGCCACUGCCGAUUGCUGACCAGGGCACCAACAAGAGCUCCCCAUGUUCCGCUGUCAGUCGUCUGUCGACGCAACUGUCACUCCAAAACGCGAGCUUAGAAAAACUGAAAUUAAGACAGCAAGUGUGUUAUCAGAGCGUUAUUUAAAUUAUGCCUCCACAACUACUCGAUCCAUCGACAUGUCGUGUCCGCAGGGCGAGCAACACGAUCACACAGCCAAUGCAAACAGCAAUCGAUGGUUGGUUGGCUAAUGGAAGUUCAAGGCAUAGCAUAUGGUCAUUUUAAGUGUAUAAUUAAGUCGCAUGCCGCAUUUUGUAAUUAAACGCCUGGUCGCUGAGCUGUUUCUGUUUCUGUUGCUGUUUAGACAUUUAAUUAACAUGCGCAGCUAAGCAACUUUUAGCAACAGUUCCAGCUAAAACUCACUCGCUACAAAAAUUCCCCCCGGUUAGC